AUGCAAGCGAUCACGUAUCAAGAACCAUUCAAAGUGCUAGUGAAGACGGUGCCAUUGCCACAAAUUAUCGAACCUACUGAUGCCAUUGUUAAGAUUAGUUCGAGUGGAUUGUGUGGAUCUGAUCUACAUCGUAUGCGUAGUUCCUCGUUUUUUUUUCACUUUGAAAUUAAAGAUUCGGACGAUCAACACAAUUCUUUGAAUUCAGUUUAUAGGAAUGAUGAAAGAGGACCCGACAAAGAUACAAUUAUGGGACAUGAAUUUGUUGGUACAAUUCAUCAAAUCGGAAGUGACGUUAAUAAGAAUAUCCCGCACGACCAAGACAGAUUUAAGAUAGGUGAUCGCGUUCUUUCACCUUUCACAACUUGUUGUGGCGAAGCAAGUCAAGUAUACGGUGUGAUAUACGAUGGUCAUGGAAUCAAUGGUGCGCAAGCCGAAUACAUCCGAGUCCCACUGGCAUCAACUACUCUUGUCAAAGUUCCUUCGGAAAUUAGCGAUAACUUGGGUUUAUUACUCGCCGACAUCCUGUCCACAGGAUACUUUUGUGCGGAAAACGGGCUAAAUGGGUUGAUCGGUCAACGUGAAAUAAAAUGUGAUGCCAAUUCCUAUGAUGAGAAUGAUGUAUUAGUGGUGGUGGGAUGUGGACCAGUUGGCUUGAUGACCGUUGUAUCAGCGGUUUACCUCGGGGCGAAAAAAGUUUAUGCGAUUGAUAGCAUUAACGAAAGGUUAAUGUUAGCACGGGAUUUUGGGGCUAUACCACUUCAUUUGGAUCUCGAUGAUCCUGUGCAAACUGUUAAAGAGGCCACUGGUGGAAGAGGUGCCGAUGUGGUUAUGGAGGUUGUAGGAAAUUCAUCAGCUCUUGAGCUAGCAUACAAAUUACUCAGACCUGCCGGCAUGCUGUCAAGUGUCGGCGUCCAUAACUCGAAAUCAUUUCCUUUUAGCCCCACAAAUGGGUACGAUAAGAACAUCACCUACAAGUCAGGUCGUUGUCCGGUUAGAAGAAUAUUGGAAAGAACCACUCAAUUGGUAUUAACGAAAAGAUUUGAUUUAGAAAAGAUCAUUACACACGAAAUGAAAUUGUGCGAUGGCGAAGGAGCGUAUAAUAUCUUUGAUAAGAAAUUAGAUGGAUGUGUCAAGGUGGCUACUCUUAGCAUGGAUAGUUUAUGCCUUUUUUUCUUUUCCUCCUUUUUUCACGACAAAGUACUCUAUACUCAUUUUACCUGGGACGAAUUUGGAGAGACUCCGUUUUUUUGCCCAUCCAACUAUUUCUACGGCAGCAAAACCUUGGAGAUGGCGUGCAAAGUUCGAGCAGCAAAUUUGAUUUGUCUGUGGGCAUUCUUAUUCCUGGCAAUCGCGUGGGCCAGGUUUCUACAAGUGGGUUAUAUAGACGAAACUUUUGAUAUCAGUAUUAAGUUGGUUGACGAUCCGGAAAAAGGUUACAUUAGAUACGAGUGA
This is a messenger RNA of Acaulospora morrowiae, 1452 nucleotides long. The record is from the annotation of a GenBank genome assembly. NCBI's taxonomy places the organism in Eukaryota, Fungi, Glomeromycota, Glomeromycetes, Diversisporales, Acaulosporaceae.